Molecule: messenger RNA, 480 nt
Organism: Erinaceus europaeus (western European hedgehog)
Lineage: Eukaryota; Metazoa; Chordata; Mammalia; Eulipotyphla; Erinaceidae
Gene: HCRT
Product: hypocretin neuropeptide precursor
Exons: 2
Coding region: 1-381 (126 amino acids)
Biological process (GO): neuropeptide signaling pathway; feeding behavior
Source: RefSeq, a predicted model, not a curated record
AUGAACUCUUCCUCCACAAAGGUCUCCUUGGCUGCAGUGACGCUGCUGCUGCUGCUGCUGCUGCCGUCCGCGUUGCUGUCACCUGGGGUGGUCGCGCAACCACUGCCCGACUGCUGCCGCCAGAAGACGUGCUCCUGCCGCCUGUACGAGCUGCUGCACGGCGCGGGCAACCACGCGGCGGGCAUCCUCACGCUGGGCAAGCGGCGCCCGGGCACCACGGGCCUCCAGGGCCGGCUGCAGCGCCUCCUGCAGGCCAGCGGCAACCACGCGGCCGGCAUUCUCACCAUGGGUCGCCGCGCAGGCGCAGAGCUGACGCCGCGCCCCUGCCUUGGGCCCCGCUGCCCUGCUGCACCCACCCGGGGGGGACCGUUCGGAGUCUGAGCUUUUGUUCCAGCUCUGCCCUGAUCUCGUCCUCUCCCCUCUGCCCGCCCAGAGUCGGCCCCCAAAUUAGCGGCAAUAAAGACACGUCUCCCUGUUGGC